UCCGAUUCUAUAUAAAACGGACUUAAAUCAACAGGAGUGCUUCAGUAUCGAAUAUGCAUUAAUUAUAAGGAGAGCUAUUUAUACUGUAGCUUGACUUUUUUGCCAGCAGUUGUGAUUACAUAAGGAUCUAUCUUUCUUUUAUAUAUUUUCGCAGCUUUGAUUUUCAGUAUCAGCUUUAUAUUGACAAGAGGCAACUCUUAAACAACUUUCUUCAACAUCUACUUUGAAUGAACGGAGACAGUUCAACGCCGUUUUUGCAGUGAAUAAUUAUAAUUAACAAUGAUACAGCCAACCUAAGGUAGCUCCUGUUGUCAACUUCUCUUAACGGAUGUACGCCCACAACGCAUCUUAAUUAAUCUAUCUAAGUUUAUAGACACGACUUUAAAGGGUUCAGUAUCAAGGUGUUAUCAACGAAUGCAGUUCUAACAUAAUAUUUAAGGUUGACCUAUUCUAUUUUAUUACUACGGUAUGUUUUAUUGUCAGUUGGUAUGAGCACGGGACGUUCUGCAUGUAUUACUUGAGGCUCAACCCUGACACAGUGUAAACAGUUUCAAAAUUGAUGGUUAGGUAUAGGGUUAUAAAUCUUAUACAACUUCGGCGUAGUAUUGUUACCACAUUUAAACAAUGAAGAUCGACACGAUGGGCUGCUAUGUGACACUGUUCGUAGUUUUAGUCAGCGCCAUACAUGUGUCACGUGGUUUGCCUGCCAUUGCAGCUCAGAUGUGCAGUGACGUAUUAGGUUUGGAUUGUUCAACCGACUAUAUCGUUCACGGAGAGGAGGUUUUGUGCGGGACGGACGGAGUAACCUACCAAAACAAGUGUUUUCACGUGCAGGCACAGUGCAAUGACGUCACAAUCAACAAAGCUUAUGAUGGCAAAUGUAAGAAUGAUAUCACAACAAACGCCGAAAUAACCACGACCGCACUGGACACAACAUCGUCAAAGUCUUUAGAGGCGACAAAAACGACAACCAAGUACGAUUUCCAGUUAAAUGAACAAUUUUGUAAUUCAUCACUAGACGAACCAUGCCCAAUGGUACUGGACCCGCUUUGUGGAACUGACUUUAAGUUUUAUCAAAACGUGUGUGAAUUCCAGAAAGUAAAAUGUGUGAAUAGAGAUUUACAGCUACAGUCUUUAAGUAACUGCAAGGAUGGAAAACAGAGAUAAAAUCUCAUACGUGAUUAUAAAAGACUCAAAGGAUACUCUUCGUAUUCAAAAACCUACUAAAUACCAAAUAAAAUGAAAAUAAAACUAAA
This is a messenger RNA of Mizuhopecten yessoensis (Yesso scallop), 1256 nucleotides long. RefSeq names its product tomoregulin-2-like. The coding region runs from base 625 to 1167 and encodes 180 amino acids. The record is from RefSeq and is a predicted model, not a curated record. Gene Ontology annotation, molecular function: protein binding. NCBI's taxonomy places the organism in Eukaryota, Metazoa, Mollusca, Bivalvia, Pectinida, Pectinidae. The transcript has 4 exons.